UUUGGUCGGGGUACAGUUAAAAAUAAAGUAAUUCAAUUAGAACCUUUUUCUGAAGUUAGUUUUAAUGGAAGCAUGGGUUAUCAAAAGUUGGGAAAUUUAUUAAAUGAUGAUGAAUGGGGUAGCAAAGAAGACGGAUCAGGAACUGUCGCUUAUGUUUUGAUGGAAAAUGAGAUUGAAAAAUACCAA
Molecule: messenger RNA, 186 nt
Organism: Racocetra persica
Lineage: Eukaryota; Fungi; Glomeromycota; Glomeromycetes; Diversisporales; Gigasporaceae
Source: the annotation of a GenBank genome assembly